Messenger RNA from Botrytis cinerea B05.10, 2140 nucleotides. RefSeq lists its product as hypothetical. The coding region runs from base 420 to 2033 and encodes 537 amino acids. Gene Ontology annotation, molecular function: transmembrane transporter activity. The record is from RefSeq and is a predicted model, not a curated record. NCBI's taxonomy places the organism in Eukaryota, Fungi, Ascomycota, Leotiomycetes, Helotiales, Sclerotiniaceae. Gene Ontology annotation, biological process: transmembrane transport. The transcript has 5 exons. Gene Ontology annotation, cellular component: membrane.
GGAGUUCGACUUCUUACUCGGAGCUCAACCACUCUCCAGAAUACGGAGUAUAACUCUUAUCAUCACCUCCAUUAUUUCUGGCCUGUUCAAAGACAUUAUUGGACGAUUGUGUAAGAUUACAGGGAAUGGAAACUCGUCAUUGUUCCCGAGAAACCAAUCAAAGUCGGUUGAUCAACAAGAAGCCACAACAACACUCUAACCAUUUCUAUGAACAAAUAAACGCUAUGUUUUAUGAUUUUUCUUAUUCGUAUAUGUUUGUGCAUCCAACUGUUGUGAUAUUCAGUGGUCAUCAAAGUUGGUUGGCCACGCUGCUCGUGGUGCGAGCUCCAUUUGCUCUGUUUUAUUCUUUUUUGCUUCUCAAAUUCUUUGCCAAGCGUUAAGGGAAACUUUCAAAAGCAUCUUUCUUAAGUGAAUUCACGAUGUCAGUUCAAGAUAUACUUUCCGAUGAGGAGACACCUCUGCUCUCCCCACCGCCACAGCGAUCCAUCUACGCUUCAUUUUCUCGGCCGUUUCGGUCAAUUUUCUCUCAGGCACGAUCAUCAUCCUCAAUAACGGCGAUAGUACUUGUGACUUUAUUUUGGUUUGAGUUUGGGGCUUAUUUGAUGGCUGUACCCGUGUUGAGAGUCUACGAAGAUAUAAUUUGUCACCAUUACUAUGAUCGCUUACAGGGAGAGGGCUAUGUCGUCUUUGGAGGGGAUAUCGAUGAAAGCAUGUGUAAGAAGGAUGAUAUUCAGAAUGAGUUGAGUAUCCUAGUUGCCGGAACACACUUUCUUGGAGCUAUUCCAGGUCUUUUUCUGACAAUACCGUAUGGUAUGCUUAUGGAUAGAAUCGGAAGGAAGCCAAUUUUUAUGUUAGCAAUAACAGGCAUCAUCCUAAACUAUCUAUGGAACAUCUCAGUGAUGUGGUUCUGGCAUACACUACCCCUUCGCCUCAUUUGGCUUGGUCCCAUCUUCACAAUUAUAGGGGGAGGACCGAGUGUAGGAGGUAUGGCAUUUUUUGCCAUCGCCAGCGAUACUACUACCGAAGCCAAGAGAACUCAUAUUUUUUUCCUGGCGGCUGCUGCGGACCUUGUCGCACAGUUGAUCGCUCCGUCUCUAGCUGCUGUAUUGAUGGCCAAGUCUCCAUGGAUUCCAAUUUUACUGGGAAUAUCUUUUGUAACCCUCGGGAGCCUCCUCAUACUGUUCGUUCCGGAAACUCUACACAUGCAACAUCAGAGAACCAGUGUAUCGCAUGUGGCUCUUGCUACUUCAGAUGAUGGCGUCCCUCAUAAUUGCAACACAAAAACCUCGCUCUUCGCCACGAUGAAACACGAGUUUUCAAAUACGCUCCGAAUACUUCGAUCAUCUUUCUCAAUCCUCAACUCUGCGCCUCUACUUUUACUCCUUCUCACUUUCAUUGUUAAUCCUCUUACCAGCCAAUCUGUUGAUAUAUCCCUUCGUUACAUAAGUAACCGCUUUCACUUUCCCCUUCGUUUAAGCUCUUUUCUCUGGUCCCUCCGCGCUGCCGUGCAAAUAAUCUUAUUUCUCCUCAUUCUUCCCUUCCUAUCCAAAAUCAUGAUCAUUCGUUUCAAUAUUCCCUCCUCGAAGAAAGACCUCCACCUAGCCCGCACCUCUAUUCUCAUCCUCACACUUGGUUCGCUCUUGAUCGCCAUAGCCCCAAACCUCCCAUUAGCUAUCCUAGGAAUGGCAGUCUCUACUCUGGGGGCAGGAUAUAUCUCCAUAACGCGCUCUCUGAUAACAACGCUAGCUGAUCGACAGAACAAGGGACAGCUGUAUGCGGCAGUGGCAGUGGUUGAGACAAUCGGAAGGUUAGUCGCAGGGCCGGGAUUUGCGAAACUUUAUAUAGUAGGACUGAGGUUGAAAGGCGGCUGGGUAGGGUUACCAUUUUUUGGAAUGGGUAUUAUAUGUGGCUUGGCAGCUGUGGCGGUCUGGAGUGCUGGAUGGAUUAUGAGUAAGAGGAAUUGGGAGUGGGAAAAUGACAGAGGCGAGGUUGUGGGAGAGUCGGAUGAUGCUGAAGAAAAUGGCAUUGCAUGAACUGGCGAGGGAGGUUAAAGUAGAGAAGGUGAAUCAUGGGAACCGAUUAUCAGGAUAGACAUAGAAAAUCUUAGAGCCUUGUACCGUGCUAAUAAUAUGUACCUAUA